GUGGCCCAUUGCAUGUCAACUCAAUAGUCAGAUCUUUCCGUCAUCUCCUUCAUUCUCUUCCUUCAAACUUUGCCCUAUUUAGCAUCAAACACACACACACACGCACAAAAUUCAAUUUCGCAAUCAGCAGUCAAAAAUCAAGCAAAAAAUUGAUCAGAUCAUGGAGAGGGGAAAGGAUUUGGCAGCUGCAGAGCCGUCCGCGGCGGCGCCGAGCCGGUACGAGUCGCAGAAGCGGCGCGAUUGGAACACCUUCGGGCAGUUCCUGAGGAACCAGCAGCCGGCGGUGGAGCUGCACCACUGCAACAGCAGCCACGUGCUGGAAUUCAUGAGGUAUCUGGAUCAGUUCGGGAAGACGAAGGUCCAUCUGCAGGGAUGCCUCUUCUACGGGCAGCCCGAGCCGCCGGCGCCGUGCGCCUGCCCGCUGAGGCAGGCGUGGGGCAGCCUGGACGCGCUGAUCGGGCGGCUGCGCGCCGCCUACGAGGAGCACGGCGGAUCGCCGGAGACGAACCCCUUCGCGAGCGGCGAAAUUAGGGUUUAUCUGAGGGAGGUGAAGGAGUUUCAGGCGAAGGCGAGAGGGGUUCCUUACAAGAAGAAGAAGAAGAGAUCCGGAGCCACGCGAAACGAUGAUGAUGAUCACUCCAAUUCGUCGUCUACGACGCCGUUUUCUUAAGAAUCGGAUCGGAUUAAUAUUUGAUUCGCUGUUCUGGAAUAAUCUGAUUGAGGAUCUUGACAUCUUGUGCUGAAUCUUCCGACACACACACACACACAAAGAGAGAGAGAAGAAGGCAAAAAUUACUGCAGAUGAAAACAAAAACCCUAAAACAUGAACAUUUCUUGACAGAAAGCCAAAGUUUUAGCUCACAUUAUUUAGGCAAAUUUUUCAUUAAUCAUACAAAAAAAGGGAGAAAAAAAAAACACACAAACACACACAGUAAGCUAGCUAGUAAGAUUAUCCCCCACCAAAUUGAGUAGCUCUGCAGUAUUGCAUGUCAGCCUUCCAUUUCAUGAGCAUCUUUAGAGAUUGUGGCAGAUCUUUUGCCCCCACAAAUAGUAAAUUGCGUUAGAGGGUAAGUGUAUAUGUUAAUUAAAUCAAGAAUGGGACACACAUAUAUACUAUAUUAUAUAAAUUAUAAUAUGCAUAUUCAUUAAUUUCAAGCUCUA
Molecule: messenger RNA, 1161 nt
Organism: Salvia miltiorrhiza (redroot sage)
Lineage: Eukaryota; Viridiplantae; Streptophyta; Magnoliopsida; Lamiales; Lamiaceae
Product: protein LIGHT-DEPENDENT SHORT HYPOCOTYLS 10-like
Exons: 2
Coding region: 161-670 (169 amino acids)
Biological process (GO): response to light stimulus; mRNA transcription
Cellular component (GO): nucleus
Source: RefSeq, a predicted model, not a curated record